Messenger RNA from Anopheles stephensi (Asian malaria mosquito), 2575 nucleotides. RefSeq lists its product as uncharacterized. The coding region runs from base 436 to 2475 and encodes 679 amino acids. The transcript has 4 exons. NCBI's taxonomy places the organism in Eukaryota, Metazoa, Arthropoda, Insecta, Diptera, Culicidae. The record is from RefSeq and is a predicted model, not a curated record.
AAAAUCGCAAGCCAUACCACCACCGGCGCCUCCUCCGACGCUGCCAUCACCCCAGGCUGCAAGGAACAUAUGAAAAGACCAAAUCCUUCUGUUUACAAUACUAAGUCAGCGAGUUCAUGAACUUUAUACGGCUUUUUACCUAAUAAUAAAUAGUAAAAUCAUAAAAAAACGUAUAGAAAACUCAUGUCUUUAUUUAACAUGUACAUUUUAUUUGGUUUUAAAAGAUUUUUCAUUAAUUUUCAAUUUUAAUCUAAAAAUCGAGAGUAAUGAUAUUGUUGAUAUUGGUUCCCUGAUCAGCGAUUGUUGUUGUUUUGCCUGUCAGACUGGCCGACGCGCUACAAAAAGAAAACUUCUAUCCGUAUAAACAAAAAUUUUCCGAGUGCUUCUUAAUUACGUUUUAGCUCAGUGCCUUCUAAUAUCACCAAUCUUGUAAAAAUGAGUGACCAAUUCACUAAACGAGUAAAAUAUAAUUCAUAUUUGUAUCGUUAUCGCGAUGCGACAGAGCGCCGAGCAGCUUUGCUAGAGCAGAAUGACGAAGAGCUAGCUGCAGGAGGAAGUUCAUACGUUAUUGGAAGCAACCAAGGCGCAGGCGAUGCACCUAUGGAUUAUCAUUCAGAAGGAUCUUCCAAUGUGAUGGCAGAAGAAGCCGGUGAAACGACAAGCGAACCUGAAUGUGAUGAGUUUGUUACGGACUAUUUAGUUGAAAGCUCUGACGAUGAAAGAAUGGACACAGAACGCACAGAAGGGUAUGAUGUAGAAGCCGAAUUACGUCGAUGGGCAAUAUCCACCAAUCAAUCGUAUAAUUCUAUAAGUCAAGUUAUGGAAAUCAUACGAAACGUGAGUUCUUGUAAUCUUCCAAAAGAUGCUAGAACUUUGCUGAAGACUCAUCGAAAUGACUCAAAUGAAGUUGUAACGAUAAACGGAAGUCAGUAUUGGUAUAACGGAAUAAGACGAUGUCUGCUCAACGAACUAAGCCGCAGCGAUAUAGCUCUCGAUUCGUAUUCUAAGCUGGAACUUAAUGUUUCUAUUGAUGGAUUACCCAUAUUUAAAAGCAGCAAUCUUCAAUUUUGGCCAAUAUUAUUCAACGUUCAUAACAUUCCAGAAGUGCCGGUAAUGACCAUUGCAGUUUACAGCGGAUCAACAAAACCAGCAGAUAUCGAUCAAUUUCUUCAGCCCUUCGUUGAUGAACUUAACUUCCUUAUGGAAAAUGGAAUAACCAUCAAUAACAAAAAGAUUUCCAUAGAAUUACGUGUCAUUAUAGCUGAUUCACCUGCUCGAGCAUAUAUUAAAGGUGUUGCUGGUUUCAACUCACGAGAUGGUUGCUUGAAAUGCGCAACGAAAGGAAGAAGCCUUAAUGGAAGAACUGCAUUUUCCAGUUAUACUGAACUUGAGCGAACAGAUCAUGGGUUCAGAUUACGAAUUUACGAAGGUCAUCAUAAAUAUUGUACUCCAUUGUUGAAACUAAAUAACUUCGACAUUAUCAAACAAAUAAUCGUCGCAGAUCAACUACAUUUGAUAGACUUAGGUAUCACCAAACGCACGAUCGUAAGUUUCAUGGAAGGAAAAUUUGGCGUUAAAAAAAAGCUUAGCAAUACACAAAUUAACAAUUUGUCUGCAAUGCUGACCAACAUCAAACUUCCUAUUGAAAUUCACAGAAAGUUCCGUUCAAUGCGUGACUAUAAGCACUGGAAAGGCUCAGAAUAUUCCUCAUUUCUAUUUUAUGCCAGUUUCGUUAUACUCAAAGAGAUAACAAAUGAAGAACAAUACAAGCACUUCAUGCUGUUCUUUUGUAGCUUAACUUUGUUUUCCUCAAAUGUUUACAAAGAACAUUGGCCUUUAGCAAACACGUUGAUUCAACUUUAUGUAAAACAUUACGCAAAUAUCUAUGGCCCGGAAUUUAUUUCAAGCAAUGUACACAAUCUGCUACAUAUAUUCAAAGAAGUUGAACAAUUUGGUCCAAUUAGUAGCAUAUCUUCUUAUCCAUUUGAAAACCAUUUGCAGCAUUUAAAACGUUCAUUGCGUUCUGGCUGGAAAUGCUUAGAGCAAACUAUAAAUAGACUUUCCGAAAAAGAAGUUUUUAACACUCGUUCAGCUAAUCUAUGUUUAAAUUUCCCUUCUGUUCAUACCAGAACUGGCACAGUAACAUUACAUGUCCGCAAAGCCUUUCUUUUAAAAACUGGGGAACGUAACGAAUGGUUUUUGACCAAAAGUGGUAAUGUGUGCAAAUUUAUCACUGCACAUGAACAAUACCGUAACAUAAAAAUUGUUGCGAAAAAAUUGUCUCAAACAGACGAUUGUUUUGUAUAUCCUUUGAAUUCUAAAUUUAUGCAUAUGCAUCAUGGAAACCUGAGCGAUCUGGAACAUACGGAAUUGGAUGUUAAUAUUGAGGAUAUACGAUGUAAAUUGGUAGCUGUUCCCCUUUCCAAAGAAAAUGAGUAUCAAUAUGUUCCAUUAAUUCAUACCCUCGUAGGCUAAUAUUUGCAUUUCUUAGAUAAUAAAUAAUUAAUAUGAUUUUCUUUCUGUAUCGUUCUUUUUAAUUACUAUAAUUUAUGGAUUAUAACAUUUCAAAAAUUUA